Molecule: messenger RNA, 1002 nt
Organism: Aspergillus puulaauensis
Lineage: Eukaryota; Fungi; Ascomycota; Eurotiomycetes; Eurotiales; Aspergillaceae
Exons: 2
Coding region: 1-1002 (333 amino acids)
Source: RefSeq, a predicted model, not a curated record
AUGGACGUGAUUGACGACGCACUCUCAUUGCCAGUCCUCCCGAACACCGAUUCUAACCUCGUAUCCACACCGCAGCACGCCCCGCAACAUUAUGACUUGUUGGGAAUGUCUGAUGUUACAGGGUUCCGAAAUACAACCCUUGUAGAGCACCCUGACUCGUCCCAGUGUCUGCGACUGCUAAUGCAAUAUCCAAUGUUAUUAAUGAGAGAUGAUUUUUACUGCCCAUUUGCACAUCGGAGUCUCUUCAGCGAAGACGUGCCCGACAUGACCGUCCUGGCUCUGACGCCGGUUGCAAUCUGCUGUGCAAGUGGAUUGCUUUCGAAGCAGGGUGCACCUUUUGUGAGACGCACCAUGGACGCCCAACGGCAUAGUAUAAUCGAAGCAUAUCCCAACUACGACUGCAUGGAACAAUGGGACGCCCUGCAUGCCAUGCUCCUGUACGAGAUCCUGGAUCUUUCCCCGGCUGACGAGGGAAAUCGCUGGAAGCCACGCCCUCGUGGUCUUAUCAAGGCCCCAUUCCUGGCUCGAAUGGCCCGGGGGUACUCGGAGAAGUAUGCAGAAACAUACGAUGCCUCUUUGUUGCCGUCUGCUGGCACCUGGGCUAAAUGGGUUGUCGCUGAAAGCGCCCGGCGCACCGUCUUCCUGGCCAAUAUCGUCAACUUCCUGAGCAACCGUGACAAUCAAUCCAAGGGUCAAUCGGUGUACUAUCAGCCACUCGGUGAUGAGUUGAUCCUGAAAAUGCCUCUACCAUGCUCGCAGAAUCUCUGGGCCGCUCGCACAGAAGAAGAGUGGGAGAAAGAAAUUGCCACUGCGCCGAACCUUAGCGAUCCAUUUUCGGUCUUCACGGACGUUGAGCAUACUUGCCAGUGGUCACUGCGGUCUCUUUUUUCAGUCAUUAGCAAGAAUGAUCUCCGCGUGAGGGCACAAUCCACCGCUGGGUUUGGUGACUCCAACCAGCUGCGAGCUCUUAUUGUUCUCUGUGCAUUGGAGCAGUUUUGCUAA